CUGAAAAUGAAAAAAAUAAUCAGAAAGAACCUUGGAAACAAAUAACUAAACAAAUUAGGAGUUUAUUAGAAAAUAUGUUUCACGCAAGAACCGUAGAUAGUAAUAACAAGAUAUCAGGUGAGGAAAUAUAUGAUGAAUUAUUAAAAUAG
Messenger RNA from Scutellospora calospora, 149 nucleotides. The record is from the annotation of a GenBank genome assembly. Lineage: Eukaryota; Fungi; Glomeromycota; Glomeromycetes; Diversisporales; Gigasporaceae.